This is a messenger RNA of Neolamprologus brichardi, 8289 nucleotides long. The record is from RefSeq and is a predicted model, not a curated record. NCBI's taxonomy places the organism in Eukaryota, Metazoa, Chordata, Actinopteri, Cichliformes, Cichlidae.
UACCCUCACUGAGUACAUCCAGGGUCCAUGCACCGGCAACCAGCAGAGUUUAGCCCAUAGUCGGCUGUGGGAUGCUGUGGUUGGCUUUCUACAUGUUUUUGCUCACAUGCAGAUGAAAUUGUCUCAGGACUCCAGUCAGAUCGAGUUACUGAAGGAACUGAUGGAUCUGCAGAAAGACAUGGUGGUUAUGCUGCUGUCGAUGUUAGAGGGUAAUGUGGUGAAUGGGACCAUUGGAAAGCAGAUGGUGGAUAUGUUGGUUGAGUCCUCCAACAAUGUAGAGAUGAUCCUUAAGUUCUUCGACAUGUUCCUCAAACUGAAGGACCUGACCUCCUCAGAUGGGUUCAAGGAAUAUGACCCUGACGGAAAAGGUGUCAUCUCCAAGAGGGACUUUCAUAAGGCCAUGGAGAGCCAUAAACACUACACCCAGUCAGAGACGGAGUAUCUGCUGUCAUGUGCUGAAACUGAUGAGAAUGAACUUCUUGACUAUGAAGAGUUUGUGGAGCGCUUUCAUGAGCCAGCCAAGGACAUUGGCUUCAACGUGGCGGUUUUGCUGACCAACCUGUCAGAGCACAUGCCUCAUGACACCCGGCUGCAGACUUUCCUGGAGUUGGCAGAAAGUGUCCUCAAUUACUUCCAACCAUACCUAGGCCGUAUCGAGAUUAUGGGAAGUGCAAAGCGGAUCGAGAGGGUCUACUUUGAGAUCAGCGAGUCCAGUCGUACACAAUGGGAAAAACCUCAGGUAAAGGAAUCCAAGCGUCAGUUCAUCUUUGAUGUGGUGAAUGAAGGAGGGGAGAAAGAGAAGAUGGAGCUGUUUGUGAAUUUCUGUGAGGACACCAUAUUUGAAAUGCAGCUGGCAGCUCAGAUGUCUGACGCUGGUGAGCGCUUGGCGAUAAAAGAGGAGAGCGAGCGUGAGAAGCCAGAUGAGGAGAGCCCCGAUGUGGGGUUCUUUUCUGUCACCACGGUCUACAUGGCACUGCUAGCACUUCGAUAUAACAUCAUGCUGCUAAUAAAGGUACUGUCCAUGAAGAGCUUAAAGAAGCAAAUGAAGAAGAUAAAGAACAUGACUGUGAAGGACAUGGUAACCACCCUGGUCUCCACCUACUGGUCGGUGUUGCUGGGCCUCCUCCAUGUGGCAUUCAAUGUGGCUCGAGGAUUCUGCAGAAUCUUCUACAACACUUUCAUUGGAGAAAACCUGGUGGAGGGGGCCAAGACCAUAAAGGUGUCAGAGCUGUUGGCCAAUAUGCCAGACCCUACUCAAGACGAGGUGCGCGGUGAGGGGGAGAACAGGGAGAAAAGAUCUGAUCACAGCUCCACCGGGGAAGACUUGGCUGACCUGACAGUCAAUACCAGUGAGACAGAGCUGCUGUCAGACAUUUUUGGUCUGGACUUAAGAAGGGAAGGGGGCCAGUACAAAAUCACCCCCCAUAACCCCAACGCCAGCUUUACUGAACUUCUCAACUCCCCGGUUCCCCUUCCAACUCCACCUACAGCACCCCAACCUGAAGUCAGAAGGAGACAUCAGUCAAAGAGCUCAGAGGAGAUGGAAUCAAAACCAGAGAGUAAAUGUGAACCUCAAAAAACAUCUGAAAGUGAUGUUGUAGAGAAACAAGAGAAACAGUCAAAGAACGAGACAAUGAAACCAAAAAUGAGGAGGCAUCACACCUCAAAGUCUGACGAACCUGAUGUUCAGGAGUCAGCUUUCUUAAAGAAGAUCAUUGCCUACCAGAGGAAACUGCUGAACUACUUCGCCAGAAACUUUUACAACAUGAGGAUGUUGGCUCUGUUUGUUGCCUUUGCAAUAAACUUUAUCCUUCUGUUCUAUAAGGUUUCUACAUCCUCAUCAGUGACUGAGGAGAGGGAAGUUGUGCACACCAGCCAUUCAGAGAGCAGCAUUCAGUGGGAUCCACUAGGUGGGGCAACUGUGGAUGCAAAGGAAGAGGUGAUGGAUCAGACCAGCACGCCCCAGAAGCCUGUCACCGUUCGUUUUGUCCUGGAAGAGAGCAGUGGCUACAUGGAGCCCAUGUUACGGAUCCUUGCUGUCCUGCACACGGUCAUCUCCUUCUUCUGCAUCAUUGGAUACUACUGUCUUAAGGUGCCACUGGUGAUCUUUAAACGUGAAAAGGAGGUCGCUAGGAAGCUGGAAUUUGAUGGCCUUUAUAUAACAGAGCAGCCAUCAGAAGAUGACAUCAAAGGACAGUGGGACAGACUGGUAAUCAACACACAAUCUUUCCCCAAUAACUACUGGGAUAAAUUUGUGAAGAGAAAGGUGAUGGAUAAAUAUGGAGAGUUUUAUGGCCAUGACCGAAUCAGUGAGCUGCUGGGACUGGACAAAGCUGCUCUGGACUUCAGUGAUGCUCACAAAAAGAGAAAACCCAGGAAAGACAGUUCGCUCGCUGCAGUGCUGAACUCUGUUGAUGUCAAGUACCAGAUCUGGAAGCUGGGGGUUGUGUUCACAGACAAUUCCUUCCUGUAUCUGGCCUGGUAUAUGACCAUGUCCAUUCUGGGUCACUACAACAACUUCUUCUUUGCUGCCCAUCUACUGGACAUUGCCAUGGGUUUUAAGACACUGCGUACCAUUCUCUCCUCAGUCACACACAAUGGCAAACAGCUAGUGUUAACUGUUGGCCUAUUAGCAGUGGUGGUGUACCUCUACACAGUAGUGGCCUUCAACUUUUUCAGGAAGUUCUACAACAAGAGUGAAGAUGGAGAACUGCCAGAUAUGAAGUGUGAUGACAUGCUGACAUGUUACAUGUUCCACAUGUAUGUGGGAGUGCGAGCAGGUGGAGGAAUUGGUGACCAGAUCGAGGAUCCAGCUGGUGAUGAGUACGAAAUCUAUCGGAUCAUCUUUGACAUCACUUUCUUCUUCUUCGUCAUUGUAAUCCUCCUGGCUAUCAUCCAGGGGUUAAUCAUUGAUGCUUUUGGAGAGCUGAGGGAUCAGCAGGAACAAGUGAAAGAAGACAUGGAGACCAAAUGUUUUAUCUGUGGAAUAGGUAAUGACUACUUUGACACCGUGCCACACGGCUUUGAAACGCACACUCUACAGGAGCACAACUUAGCCAACUACCUAUUCUUUCUGAUGUAUCUCAUCAACAAAGACGAAACAGAGCACACAGGCCAGGAGUCUUACGUAUGGAAAAUGUACCAGGAACGUUGUUGGGAGUUUUUCCCUGCUGGUGACUGUUUCCGGAAACAGUAUGAGGAUCAACUCAACUGAGUCAACCUUGGAGUGACAGACGCUUAACUCUGAAAGGCCCGCUGCAGCCAUUUGGCCUCUGCUUGUCCCUCAAACGUUUAUUACUUUUCUGAGGAGGCUGUAUUCUACCAAAUGAUGGGUUCCUCUCUAUGCGUCAUCUCUCCUCAAGUGGCCACGCUCUUCAACGGGACACACCCUGCCAUUGUAGUCCAGACAGCCAGCUCCACCCCCCGACCUUCAGCACACUCUGUUCGGAAUGCUUUUGAAACCUUGUACAUAGAAAACUUCAGAAAAUAUGAUGUACAAUACAUGACAGGUGGCAGGUCUAGAAUUUUUUCACUCUGAUGACUUCUGUGCUUCAUCUUAUUCUAUAUUCAAAGUAACUUGCAAAAAAUACAAAGGCUUAAUGGACUGACGGUAAAACAAGAAACCUAAAGAAUGUUUUACUUUUAAUAUGACCAUGUUUAUGGCCUUUCAUGUUUAUAAUGCACGAUUCAUAUAGGUACAGGUGGUGGAUACAAUAAUCAAACAAGUUGACGGCUUAUUCUGGCAAGAAGAACUCUGCAGCAAAUCUACACUUCAAUAAGCUUAAAGACGUGCUGACCUGAAUACGAUGGACAAUGAAAAUCGAACACAGCACCAACGUGGAGACUUCAGAACAAUCACAAAGCUGAAUGAAGCCCCUGUGCAAUGAACAUUUUCACAAACAGAGCUGCUGUGUUGAGUUGGAUUACAGUUUGGUCCAAAGUGUUUGAACAAUGACACAUGUUCUUCUCACUUUACUUACUUAUACCACCAUCACAGUGGAUCUCAAAUCAAACAAUCUAGAUCACUAAAUACUUGAUUUGCCUUCAGCUACGGCUUGUUUGUGUUCUUCUGCCUUCACUUUUUUGUUCGGUAAAAGAAAAGCAUGCUCUUUUGGGUUGAAAUCAAGUGAGAGACUUGGCCAUUGAGGAAUAUCACAUUUCUUUGGCUUAAGAAAACCUUGAGGAUAAACAUAUUUUCAAAAGCUAGCCAUGUAGUAAACACCCUUUAUCACUGUCAAUUUAGGCAAGAAUACACUUUGACAGAAAACAUCGAAAAGAGUCCACCCGGUCCUGUAUUAAGUUCUGUAAACAGAUGAAACCCAGGCUGACUUGUACCACAAUGAUGGGAAGAGAAAAGUAUGGAGAACAAAAGGAACGGCUCAUGAUCCAAAACACACCAUCCAUCAGAUGUGAUACAGUGCACUGGCAUGUGGGGCUGCCAGUGGAACUGGGUAGAAACAGCAGAAUUAAUUGUGAAAUGUUCAGGGCUGUACUCUGCUCAAAUUCAGCCAAAUGCUGCAAAACUGGUUGGAAAGAGCAAACUGAUAAUGACCUCACCACAAAAGAAACCCAAGAAUUUCUCAGUAUUCAAGAGAUAUUCUUCAACAGCCAAGUCAGUCCCCUGAUCUUAACCCAGCAGUUUUAUUUAUAUGCAUUUUAUUUAUUAAAUCAAAAACAUAAUGGUGAAAAACUCACAAACGUGCAGUAACUGAAGGCAGUGGAAGUAAAGGCCAAUGGUGGACAGUGUUGGUCAAGUCACUUGAAAAAAGUAAUCAGUAACUAAUUACCGAUUUUGCAAUAGUAAUCCCUUACUUUACUUGUUACCUGAAAAAAGUAAUCAGAUUACAGUAAUGCAUUACUUCCCAUCUCUGAUGGUGGAUCUCAAGGGAAGAAACAUUUGCCGAUGUCUGUUGGGUUCUAGACUUCAGGCAGUUACUGACCGAAAUUACUGAUGGAUUUAUGGACCUAAGUAUAAAAAUUGUUGUGAUAUCUAAAUAAAUAAAGCAGUAUUUUGUUAAACUACUGGAAUUAAAGGUAAACAUCUGGACAGUUUGGUCAUGUGAUGAAAAAUCCACUGUGGGGUUGUAAGAGGCAAAAUUGAAAAAACAAAAACAUUCUGUCAUUGGGCACUGGACCGGACUGUAAGUUCACUGUUGAUCAUGCUGUGUCCACACACUGUACCAUGCCAGCACUGUGUGUGAAGGGACCCUUAAUUAUAUGCUCAUGGCUUACCACAUGUUCAUCAAGUUCAUUUUGCUCCACUUAAAAAAGUCAAAGCAUGGACAAUUCAUAAUCCUCAACCAGCUUUCUGAUAUACCUAAAUAAAUACAUAGCUUAUAAAAUGAUUGAAUCCAUUACUGUCUUUGAUAAUUGAUUUAAUGCAUUUUUUGUUUGUUUUGUUAAUGUUUGUCGCCGGUAGUAACAGGACAUCAGAGAUGUAUAUUUUUGCAACACUCAUGUUCACGGUGAUAAAUGCGAACAACUGCUGGUCAGUCAAUGUCAAACCCCAGUACUGGGCAGGAUUAGAAGAGCUUAACAAAUGUGUAUUGUGUCCAAAUCUUCAAUAUUUUGUUGUUGUGUAAGGAAUACGACAGGCUCGAGGCGCCACUAGCAGGGCUUUGUUUUUUUGUUUUGUUUGGUAAAGCUUAGUAACAUUUGUUAAUGAAAGCUUGUGAUUUUCUGAAAAAGCAAUAUCAAAACAAUUCAAAAAAGAAAAACAAAUAGAAAAUAUAAUAAACAAACAAUAGAGAUUUAUUUGUUUUAGAAGUUUAUGGCUGCAGAUAUAGCUGCAUGCUUGUUAGCUAAGAGGAAUAAUCAGCCAGAAUGGAGCAAUCAGAUGUGUUUCCUGCAGUACUAGAAUAGCACAACAAAGCAGUGAGGAGACAGAAAGGGGGGAUGGGAGGUUGCAGUGCCUUAUUUAGCUGGGGAGGAUCUAUGAAAGCUAGACAAGAAGAGUAGCUUCAUAAUAAUACCGUAUACAAACCGAGGAGAACAUAUGAAGCUAAGAGUACCACAGAAUAAUAUUCUAUAGAAGUAGAAGAAGAGAAGGACUUUGGAUAUCACGAAUGUUAUGGCUCAGGGGUUCUUAGGUUGACCAGAGCAGAAAUGCACAUAUUUCAGUUGUGCAAACUGGGGUGUUACAAUUCCAAAAGGUAUCAUAGUUGACUGUAACUAGCCUCAAACCAGGGUACAGUAGAUAAACUUAGGGCUAGGUUACAUUUUAACCACAUUUCGUUUUGUACAACAUUCUUUCAGUAAAUCCUUUUUUUCUGUUUUACAGAACUUCUAAUCCCAUUAGUUACCAUCAUCGUGAAGGGUUCAGUUUAAACGCUAAACAACCAUCACAGCCUAUUUAGAGUUAAGAUUAGGGGUACGGUUAGCAUUAAGUUCAUAUUUACCAGGUUGUAAAUUCAAUUGGAAUUUUCACCUAUUUAAUAUUUUCAGCUGAAGUCUAAUAACAGAAAUUCUGAAGGUAAGAUGCAUGUGUGAGACCUAAGGUAAUGUCUUGAGAACAGUAAUGUUAUGUUUAGCAUGUAGCUAAAAUGUAACCUAACCUCACUUUUAAGUGGGCUGUAAGUAAGUUGGUGGAUGUUAAAAGGUUAAUGAAAUUUUCCGUAUUUAAUCUGUCUUUAUAAAAACACAUUUGGGGAAAUAUACAAAAUAUAUGUUUAAAUUGACACCAGCUUACUCAUCAGAAUACAACAGAUGUCGGUGGCCCUAAUAAGACAACAGGUUGAGUGUAUGCUGCAGGUUCUGUUCAGCUAUAUGAGUGAUGCAGAAUAAAUAUAUUUUUUUUAUUGUAUAAUUUCUGAUACUGCUAUACAACCAAGUUUAAAGAUCAACACUUGUCAUGGCUUUGGUUAGAAAUCAGCAGCCAUGUGUUACAGUCUAUUUUCAGUUUCUUAGGAAUUGUAAUAGUUACAUCUCACUUAACUAGCAACAAUUAACAUUCCAUGGAACACAUUUCACAACUUUCUUGUCAAAUAAGGAAUAGUUCAUGAUAUGCAUUUUUGUGAUGUUCUUAUAUGAUAAUUACUUUUAUUGUAAACACACCUCCCUCUCAAAAAAAGUCUAAAAAAAUAUUUGCAUGCUAAUGGGGAAUAUUGAGUAGGUAUAAUAAAUACACUAAAUCUCUGCUGCCCAUAAUGUAUCCAUUCAGAUUAUUUUAGUUAUUUAAGAUAAAUCAUUUAGGUGUUGUGGGAUGAGUUGUAACUUAUUAAGACAUUUUACCACAAUUGUAUUUGAAAAAAUAAGACAGUAGGCCCUGCUUUUCUGUCAUUUAACCAUCUCUGUUUGUAAAGGUUUGCUUAAGUUGGUUCUGAGGUCAAGCAAAAGACCUUAAGGGAAUUUAAGAGACGAAUCACUUUUACCGUUGUAUAUCUCAAAGAAAGAGGUAGAACAAAUUAAAGCUUACUUAACUUUGUCUCAGAAGUAAUUUAAGUUUUAUAUUUAUUCAGUUAUCUUUUAUUUUCAGAUAAUAAAGAAGUAAAUUGAGGUUUUGUUAUAUUUGUUUCACUCGAUCUUAAAGGUGCAACAAGUAGCGUAAUAUUUCACUGGCUCUAACCUAUAGAUUUUGUUAUCUGUCACCCUUUUAUCUCUAAAACCCAAAACUGUCAGUAGUAGAGUGUGAGAAAGUUGAAAGGAAUAUCAGUUCAACUUGUAUAAACUGUUUAACAAAUUUAAGCUGCUGUUUGAUGCAAAGUGUUUGAUAAUAAAUCAGGCAGCUUAAAGUAUGAUGCAGUUUGUCAGAGAAGACAAUGUCAGGAAGCCUAUAAAUGAAACUCACUCUAGACUGUGCUGAUGGAGACGCAUUGGUAGGAACAUGUUUGUUGUUAAUGCUGUUGUGUUUAGGCUGGCACUAGAGGCCACUAAAGAGCCAUGUUUACUGGUUUCACCUUUAAGUGAGUGCUGGUGCAUGUGUAACUGAUAACUGAUGACUUUAACACUGAUAACACAGUGGAUGUCACAACUGCAAUCAACCAGUGUAAGUGUCUUGAAUUGUGUUCACUAUACCAUGCUGAUGCGAUGCCUCAUUUUUAUUUAUCCCAAUCCCUUUUCAGACUGAACCACGCCAUUAACAAGUGGCAUUUUGCUCAUGUAAAAAUAAAUAUUUUCCAUAUGUAUCAUGAAGGGGGAAUGUUUAGUUUGCCACAAAGUCUACUUCAUGUAGUAAUUAUGAGUAGGCUAUUGCUACUUCUGAGAGACAAAUGUGUAAAGAGGAAAUUGAUCUAUAAGCAAUGAUAGAUUUGCAUGAUUUUGAAAAUAAAAUUUUAUUUAUUAACUUGUUAA